Messenger RNA from Fonsecaea erecta, 1431 nucleotides. RefSeq lists its product as hypothetical. The record is from RefSeq and is a predicted model, not a curated record. Lineage: Eukaryota; Fungi; Ascomycota; Eurotiomycetes; Chaetothyriales; Herpotrichiellaceae. The transcript has 6 exons. Gene Ontology annotation, molecular function: sterol binding. Gene Ontology annotation, biological process: exocytosis; maintenance of cell polarity; piecemeal microautophagy of the nucleus. Gene Ontology annotation, cellular component: membrane; cytosol; intracellular membrane-bounded organelle. Bases 1 to 1431 code for a protein of 476 amino acids.
AUGACCUCUACCUCGAAUACACCUUUUGCUACACCUGCAACCUCUAAUCCCAACACCCGACCGAGCACUCCUAACUCGUCUACCCCUCCCACGGGAGGCAUUGCCCCUGCCGAUAACGAUCUGCGAGAUGAUAGCUCCAAGCUUCGAACAUUCCUGGGCCUGUUGAAGAAGUUUAUCGGUGUCUCAGAUAUCGCAAAUGUUCGGUUUUCAUUGCCGUCACAAUUAAUAGAGCCUAUACCAAAUCUAGAAUACUGGCACUACUUGGAUAGACCGGAGACGUUCGUCAGUAUAGGAAGAUCAGAUGAGCCUCUCGGUCGGAUGUUGGAAGUGCUACGCUUCUGGUUCACCAAAGAUCUGAAAUACGUGAAAGGCAAGCCUUGCAAACCCUAUAAUUCGACGCUGGGGGAAUUCUUCAGGUGCCACUGGGAAGUCAACGCGGACGCCCCGCCUAUAUCUAACCCUUCCAAAGCACCGCCUCAGCCUUCCGUCGACCCCACAGAGCCGCAGGUCAAUGGCGACACUGGCGAGAAGCCAGUUCGAAUAUCAUUUCUCACCGAACAGACUUCACACCACCCUCCCGUCUCAGCCUAUUGGUACGAAUGCCCUUCUCGUGGCAUCAUUGCCAGAGGUUAUGACCAAAUCUCUGCCAAGUUCACGGGCACAUCCGUUCGCGUGAUCCCCGGUGCCUUCAACCGGGGCAUCUUCAUCACUCUUACACAGCGGGACAACGAAGAAUACCAACUCGUCCACCCGGCCGCUUCCCUAGGCGGUCUACUUCGGGGUUCCCUGUACAUCUCUGUCGCGGACACAUGCUCAAUAACCUGUCCGCAGACGAGGCUGAAAUGCCUCUUAACAUAUGUGGAGGAAUCCUGGUUUGGCAAGGCGCAGAACCGAGUCCACGGUCUCAUUUUCCGUUACGAUCCGUCUGACGACAAAUAUACGCGCGUCAAGGACGUUCCUGAGAAGGAUAUUCUGGCGAAGCUCGAAGGAUGCUGGCAAGAGCAAAUCUUUUACACGAUUCCGAACACCGCAGCGGUCAAGGAAACUCCAAACAUUGAACCGACUUCCGACAAGCAACUUCUCAUUGACCUACAACCUUUGUUCCCGGUGCCUAAGUCGUGUCCCCCAGCCCACGAGCAACUGCCGCACGAAUCUCGCACGUUCUGGGCCGAGGUCACCACCGCAAUCAACGAAAAGCGCUACUCGGAUGCGACCAGGAUGAAACAGGACUUGGAACAAGCCCAGAGAGACAAAGCUGCAAAGAGGAAAGACUUGAAUGUCGAGUUCAAGCCGAGAUUUUUCACGUCCUCUACCGAGGCCAACGGAAAGCCCGAGUUGACCGAAUACGGGAAGGAGACGCUCGCUGGCCUGGAGAAGAAAGAAUAUGGCAUCAACUUUGUGCCGGAGCCAGGGAUUGACGCUGACACGUAG